Molecule: messenger RNA, 1908 nt
Organism: Adineta steineri
Lineage: Eukaryota; Metazoa; Rotifera; Eurotatoria; Adinetida; Adinetidae
Source: the annotation of a GenBank genome assembly
AUGGGCAUAUGGCAAUCAAUAGCAAAUGCAUAUGCAAUUCCAAACGGUGCAGAAGAUCGUCAACGUAUUAAUAUUCAACAAAUGCAAAAUGUUCUUCUAAUCUGGUUAGACAGCAACAUUAAUGAAACAAAUGAUGAUUGCCAAAAUACAAUCACAAAAUUACAAUGUGUUGUUAACGACAUCAAUACAUAUACAAAUAGUGAUGAAUGCCUUGAAUUUAUCCAGACAAUCACCGACAAGAAGAUAUGUAUGAUCAUAUCUGGAUCACUUGGACAACAUAUUGUUCCUCGUGUGCACAAUAUGUCUCAAGUUGAUUCAAUUUUUAUUUUUUGUGGCAAUGAAAAAUAUCAUGAACAAUGGACCAAAGAUUGGCCCAAAAUAAAGGGUGUCUUCACAGAUAUCACACCAAUCUGUGAAGCUCUCAAAUCGGCUGCUCAUCAAUGUGAGCAGAAUGCCAUUCCCAUGAGUUUUGUGGGAACAAAUAAAAAGCUGGAUCAAUUAGAUCCUUCUUUUAUGUACACCCAAAUCAUCAAAGAAAUAUUACUGACCAUCAAAUUCGAACUAAGACAUAUGCAAGAUUAUAUUAAUUACUGUUGCGAUGUUUUUUCAGAUAACAAAAAACAAAUAGAAAAUAUUAAACGAUUAGAAGAUCAAUAUCAUAAUAAAACACCCAUUUAUUGGUACACCUGUGACAUGUUCCUGUAUCCGAUGCUCAAUCGUGCAUUACGAUUGAUGGAUGGUGAUAUCAUUACAAAUAUGGGCUUCUUCAUCGGUGAUUUGCAUCGACAGAUUGAACAACUACACCAGAAACAAUAUGCUGGUACAACUGCUGCAGACACCUUCACCGUUUACCGUGGUCAAGGUUUAUCUACAAGAGAUUUUGAACAAAUGAUGAAAACCAAAGGUGGUCUUAUUUCCUUCAAUAGUUUCUUAUCUACGAGUAAAGAUCGUGAAGUUUCCUAUGCUUUUGCUGAAAGCAAUCACACCAAUCCGGAUUUAUUUGGAAUACUUUUCGUUAUGAAAGUAGAUCCAUCUCAAUCAACAUCAUCAUUUGCUUCAAUUGCUGGUAUCAGCAAAUUCCAAGGAGAAGAGGAAGUCUUAUUUUCAAUGCAUAGUGUUUUUCGUAUACAGGAUAUUAAACAGAUGGGUGGAAAUAAUCGUUUAUAUGAAGUUGAUUUGGUACUGACUGCUGACAACGAUCCAGAGUUAAGCAGACUUACUGAUUAUAUUCGACAAAACAGUUUUCCAAACUCUCAAGGAUGGUACAGAUUGGGAUCAGUGCUAUAUAAAAUGGGUCAAUUUGACAAAGCUGAAGAUAUUUAUCAAGUUUUACUUGAUCAAGCCAAAGACGAUAAAUACAGGGCACCUAUUUUUCAACAACUUGGUACGAUAAAGAAGGAUCAAGGAAAAUAUCAAGAGGCACUUACAUUCUAUAAACAAUCACUUGCUAUCUAUCAAAAAACUCUUCCUCCAAAUCAUCUUAGUUUGGCUAUUUCCUACAAUAACAUUGGUAUAGUGCAUAAAAAGAUGGGUAAUUAUUCGAAAACACUUUCGUUUUAUGAAAAAGCCCUUGAUAUUCGUCAACAAUCGCUUCCUCCAUAUCAUCCUGAUUUAGCUAUGUCCUACAACAACAUUGGUAAUGUGCAUAUAAAUAUGGGUAAUUAUCCGAAAGCACUUUCAUCUCAUGACAAAGCCCUUGAAAUUCGACAACAGUCACUUCCUCCGAAUCAUCCUGAUUUGGCUGCUUCCUACAACAACAUUGGUGCAGCGUAUGAAAACAUGGGUAGUUACUCAAAGGCCCGUACAUUUUUUGAACAUGCUAUACAAAUUAUAGAACAAUCAUUACCUUCAAAUCACCCGAGCCUUCAGAUAUAUAGAAAUAACUUCGAACGUGUAAAAAACAAAUAA